Molecule: messenger RNA, 3596 nt
Organism: Asparagus officinalis (garden asparagus)
Lineage: Eukaryota; Viridiplantae; Streptophyta; Magnoliopsida; Asparagales; Asparagaceae
Product: ankyrin repeat domain-containing protein 65-like
Exons: 1
Coding region: 191-1843 (550 amino acids)
Molecular function (GO): protein binding
Source: RefSeq, a predicted model, not a curated record
UCCCACCAGCAAUUGGCUCCUCUCCCACAAGAAACCGGCAACUCUCCUUCUCCUUAAAAGACUUCAUACUCCUCUAUUCUUUCCUCCCCAAUUUGAUGGGUUUCGCUCUCCUCUACAAAACCCAUCUUAAAUCCACCAGUCUUUCAAAUUCACAACUGAAAAAAAACCAGCUUUUCCUGCUUCUAAACAAAUGGAUAGACUAAUAAGUCUAGAGCCAUCGAACGAGGUAGCCAUCCGCAUCGAACCUGGUGAGCGAUGCUACGGCCAGGUUACCCUCCGAAACGUCAUGUACACAAUGCCAGUAGCUUUCCGUCUUCAAGCCAUGAACAAAGUUCAAUACACUAUCCGUCCUCAAUCUGGGAUUAUAGCGCCUCUUGCCACUCUAACCGUAGUAAUCACCUACGUCCUCCCCCUAAACUCGUCCCUCCCCGAAUCAAUCCCCAAGUCGACCGACUCUUUCCUCCUUGACAGCGUAGUGGUCCCCGGUGCUGCCUUCAAGGAUCCGAGUUCCACCUUUGACUCAGUUCCUAAUGACUGGUUCACUACAAGGAAGAAACAAGUAUUUACAGAUAGCGGCAUGAGAAUCUUCUUUGUUGGAUCAGCUGUUUUAACUCGACUAGUAGCCGAAGGUUCCAUGGAUCAGGUCAGGGAGGUCCUAGAACUUAGCAAUCCAGAAUGGAAUGCUGUUGAUUCUAUUGACUAUAUGGGUCAGUCCCUACUCCAUAUAGCCAUUUCUCAUUGUAGAGCAGAUCUCGUACAGCUACUUCUUGAAUUCAACCCUAACGUGGAAUCUCGAAACCGAGCCAGCCGGACACCACUUGAAGCAGCAGCGGCGGCAGGAGAAUCACUAAUUGUUGAGCUAUUGUUAGCUCACGGUGCAUCAACUGAGAAAACAUCAGCAUCUUCUUGGAGUGCACUUCACUUUGCCACUGCUAGCGGCCAUUUGGAGGCGAUGCGUCUUUUAACUCUUAAGGGUGCUGAUGUAAAUUCUCCAACCUCAGACGGACGAACGGCACUUCAUCUGGCAGUAGAAGAGCACCGGCGUGAUUGUGCACGCCUUCUUCUUGCUGGCGGUGCCCGUGCAGACAUCCGCGGUGGGCCUGAUGGAGACACGCCUCUGCACAUAGCCGCCUCUACCGGAGAUGAACAAAUGGUAAAGCUUCUGAUAACCAAAGGAAGUGCGGGACUAAAAGAGGUCAGAAACUUUGCAGGAAAAACAUCAUAUGACGCAGCGGCUGAGGGAGGACACGGAAGACUGUUUGAUAUGCUAAAGCUCGGCGAUGGAUUGGCUUUAGCAGCGAGGAAAGGAGAAGUAAAAGCAGCCGGGAGGAUGAUCGAAAGGGGAGCAGCAGUAAACGGAAGAGAUCAGAAUGGAUGGACUGCGCUAAUGAGAGCAGGGUUUAAAGGGAGGGCGGAGGUAAUGAAGGCUUUAUUGGAGAAAGGUGCAGAAGUGGAUGCAAGGGAUGAAGAGGGGUAUACAGCUCUGCACUGUGCAGUUGAGGCAGGGCAUGUAGACGCAGUUGAAGUGCUUGUAAAGAGAGGAGCCGAUCUUGAGGCGAAGACAGCGAAAGGUGCAACUGCGAUGAAGAUUGCGUACUCCCUUGGGUACGCAGGAAUCGCAAGGAUUUUAGCUCAAAAUGGGGCUGCAAAGGACAACAAUAUAGCACCAAUUUCUCCUGAAAAACAACAAAUAAUGAUCGGCGGUAAGAAUGGGAGUCGAGGAAUCCGUGAGAAGGAAGUGAAGAAGAAGGGCAGUAGACUGAGUUUCGGAAGCGGAGGUGGAGGAGGUAAAGGUUUGAGGAGUGGAUUUGAUAGGCAGGCCAUGGCAGUGGCCUCUCAUUAGCCUGGUGAUUGGUUUUUUUUUUUUCUAGUUCCUAAAAUGUGUUUAUUGUUUGAUUUCAGCAGCACUCAGGUCCAUGUAAGAAAAUUAUAUCAAGUUAGGAUAAGUGUACCUAAUUCUUACCUCUAAAACAUUACUUCCUUUCUGUUAAUGUAUACACUAUAUGGUUCAUAAAGUUCUAAGGAAACCAGAAAAAUAUUAGAUAGAAUUGUUGUAUGAGGGGAUUUAGAAUGCUUGUUGGAAAAAAAUGGAGUGAAUAAAGUUCUGUGAGAUAUUUUGUGCUACUGACAAGAUGUUUGUAGCUUUAUAAGACCCGUACAAAGUCAGAACUAUAGGCUCUGCUUCUCUGUGCACUUUGGUUCUUGAGAUAUGAGAAAUGAGAAUGUAUAUGACCACUACAAAAUUUUCUUCAAACAUAUGGAUUAUGUGUCUGUCUGAUUCUGCCUAUUAUGUACAUCUCUAAAUGAGUUUAUAGUCCCACAUAGCAAGGUUCACAAAACUAAAGAACAAGAUAAAAAGUUCCCUACUUCUCUGUUCUCCUCUCCUCUCCUGGCCCAUCGCUAUCUCAGAGAUUAAGGAUCUGUACUAGUUGUACUCUCUCAAAACAAUUGAUUCUUUCUAAAUUUGAAUUUGUAUUGCACGAAAAUUCCAACAAGUUUUUGCUUCUGCCACUUGCAAUCAUCGCAACUGUGGCGCAACUUCUUUAAUCUAUCGAAAAUAUGCCUGUGAGAAUAUUUUAUGACUAAUGAAACGUUAACAUGACAACGACAUUCCAAAGUUCUUCCAAAGGAAAAACAACAUUGGCAUCCUAACAAGUCUAUUUUAGAACUACAAAACUCGAAUAUGCUCACACAAAAGAAGUCAUAUGGUGUGAAGUGUGAACGCAGAACUUCACACGUCUAUAAGCAUGACCAUCGUCAUGCCUAUGACUUCUUACAAAAUGAUAACAAAGUCAAGUGCUAAUUAUUCAGAGGCGGCUGUUUAUAUAAAUCUUGACCAAGCACCAUUAAUUCUAAUAAAAAAAUUCAAAACAUCACUAAUAUAUACUAAAAUUAUACACAUAUUGGGAUUCUAAACCAUAGAUUAAUCUGGGACUUAGUCUAAUGCAGUAAUGCUUAAGAUUUGUGCUGCCAAUUGGUUAAGCCAAUAUAUCAGAGGCUGCUGCUUAUGUAAAUCCUUGACCAAGCGCCGCUAAUUCUAAUAAAAAAGCUAAAGCAUCACUACUGUGUACUAAAAAUGUACACAUGUUGUGAUUCUAAACCAUAGAUUAAUCCGUGUACCAGUCUAAUUCAUAAGAUUGCUGCUGACAUUGGUUAAGCUAAUUGUUCAGAGCCCACGCCUACAUAAAUCCUUGCCCUAGUUGAAUAUAGCUACGCUGGUGGGCGAUCAAGCAUCAUUAACUCUAUUCAAUAAGUUAAAGCAUCACUAAUAUGUACAUAAAAAAGUUAACAUAUCUUGUGAUUACAAACCGUAAUCAAUAUGGGUUUUACUCUAAUUACCUCAAGAGCUCAUAAAUUUCAAAGGGAUAAAUGAGUUGGGCAUUUCAACAAACAGGUCAUGUGCAUGAAAACUAAGUAAGAAAAGCAUCAUUAUUGUAGAACUUUCAUACUGAGCAAAAUGACAACCUCAUUACGGAACAAAAACAAGCAACUCAUGCCAAUGAUUAUGUUUAAUAAGUUGAAAAGCAAUUUAUUAUGUUGCAAAUAGAACUUCAGUAACCAAUUCAGAAAAUUAAGAUAUUGCAACGUAAGAAGAU